AUGACGCACCCUGUCGAGUUUGCGGUGUUCGCGUUCUUCACCGUCACCGUUAUUGGAUUAGGCCUAGUGCUUGCCUUCAAGAGGACAGGCCGUCUGACCAUCGAUGAAAUGUUCCUCGGCAGCCGGACGUUGCGGAUGGUUCCAUUGGCCCUGUCCGCCCUGGCCUCCGUCAUGUCGUCCACGGGAUUCAUCGCGUUCAAUGCCCACUUUUACGCUUAUGGCCUUCACAUGGGGUGGACGUCGUCAGUGGCGGCCUUACUGCUGAUCCCUUUCACGAUUUAUGUCGAUAUACCCGUACUUUACAGACUGAAGAUCACGUCCGUAUUUGAGGGAGGACUGAGAGGCGUUGUCUGGACUGACUGCAUGCAAGCCCUCGUUACAAUAUUCGUACCAAUCACGCUCUUCAUCAAAACAAUGUACGACUCCCAGAGAGAUGUUUUCAAACCUCGUCCUCUCAGCGACUUUGAUGUUGGUACCUACGCCCUGGACACUACUUUGGACUUCACGAAAGACGAGAAUAUCUGGUCCUGCCUAAUAGGAGCGCUCCCGCUGCAUGUUUACCGAACUGGUAUGGAUCAGAUGGUCGUUCAAAGAUACAUGGCGUCCAGGACCCUCGAAGACGCAAAAUGGACUGCAGGAGUUGGAAUGUCACUCCUAUCAUUAUUCUGCUUGAGCCUAAUUGGCAUGGGAAUGUUGCUCAUCUACUGGUUCAGGGACUGCGACCCUUUGUUAUCGGGUUCCAUCGAGCAACUUGACCAGAUACUGCCCUUCUAUGUGAAGACGCAUUUCGUUGAAUUUCCGGGAUUUUCGGGUCUCUUUCUCGCUGGAGUUGUCUCGGCGGCCACCAGCACAAUAUCGUCCAUCAUCAAUUCCCAAGCCGCUGUGCUGUAUACUGACGUUGUGUCGCAGUAUAUUACGCUUACUGAACUUCAAUCCACGAGGGUGACGAGAUGCCUCGCUUUUGCAGCCGGCACUGUCAUGACACUUUACAGUGCUGCUAUACCUUACAUGGGCUCUGCCACCAGGAUAUAUAUGAUGGUGAACAACGCCGUUACUGGGCCUUUUGUCGGUCUCUUUCUGAUGGCGCUCAUUUUUCCAUGCGUCAAUAGUAAGGGUGCCGGGGCCGCAACAGUGCUGGCGAUCGCCUUCCAAUUCUGGCUCAUGCACAAUAAAUUUCUCCUGGACGUACGGCCUCAACGGAUUCCGGUUACACUAGACAACUGCCCAGGAAACCAGACUACAUUCCUAACGAAAACUAGCAAUGCAACUUUCGUUCCAACGCCAAAUGUUCCGCAGGAUCUCUUCAUCCUUUUGAGGUUGUCAUCAUACUGGAGUAACUCAAUCAGCACUAUUAUUACCAUUUUAUUGGGACUGGCAAUCAGCGCCGGAACAGGUGGGUUAAAAGGUUCCUCGAAGCUGGAGCACUUGACUAGUGAUGUUUUUUUGCACCUGUGGCGACGGAUCAAAUGUAUGUCACCGGCAGAUGUCCCAGUGCACAUUUCGUCAGAUGGUCAUCUGCGCAACGAGGACUUGACUGGCUACAACCCUGAAGAAGCAUUGAAGCUGACAAACGAAACGAACGUUUAA
This is a messenger RNA of Ixodes scapularis (black-legged tick), 1587 nucleotides long. RefSeq names its product sodium-coupled monocarboxylate transporter 1. Gene Ontology annotation, biological process: sodium ion transport; transmembrane transport. NCBI's taxonomy places the organism in Eukaryota, Metazoa, Arthropoda, Arachnida, Ixodida, Ixodidae. The transcript is spliced from 12 exons. Gene Ontology annotation, molecular function: symporter activity. The record is from RefSeq and is a predicted model, not a curated record. Bases 1 to 1587 code for a protein of 528 amino acids. Gene Ontology annotation, cellular component: membrane.